AUACUACCUUCUUCAUGUGUUGGAGUUCAGUAGUGCUCGGAAAAGGAUGUCCGUAAUCGUAAGGAACCCGGAGAACCAGUUGUUGCUCCUUACCAAGGGUGCGGACAGUGUAAUAUUUGAAAGUCUUUUGAAACAAGAUAGGGCAUUUGAGGAAAAGACCAAAGGGCAUAUUGAAAGAUAUUCCGAGGCAGGAUUACGAACCUUGGCAGUUGCAUAUCGUGAGCUUGAUGAUGAUGAGUAUAGAACAUGGGAACAAGAAUUUUUGAAGGCUAAAACUUCUGUAACUGCGAUCUAGAUGUCUUGGUGGAUGAGUUGGCUGAUCGGAUUGAAAGGGACUUAAUUCUUCUUGGUGCCACAGCAGUUGAAGACAAAUUACAAAAGGGGUACAUAGGUCCCAGGCUGUAUUGACAAGCUUGCACAUGCUGGAAUCGGAAUAUGGGUCUUGACAGGUGACAAAAGGGGAACUGCUAUUAAUAUCGGGUAUGCAUGCGGUCUACUAAGGCAUGGAAUGAAACAAAUUGCGAUCACGCUAGAGUUGCCGGAAAUUGAAGACUUGGACAAACAUGGGGAUAAGGAGGCCACUGCUGAGGCUUCUCUUGACUGUGUAAAGAAGCAAAUACACGACGGAAAAUCUCAAAUGGGUAAAGAAAAUUCGGUUGAGUUUGGUUUGAUAAUUGAUGGCAAGUCCUUGACUUUUGCUAUGGACAACACUCUGGUGAACGAUUUUAUGGAUCUUGCGAUGGGUUGUGCUACUGUUAUAUGCUGUCGAUCUUCGCUGAAACAAAAGGCUGUUAUUACAAGACUGGUGAAAUCUGUUGUGAGUAGAACGACACUAGCAAUUGGUGAUGGAGCAAACGAUGUUGGCAUGCUUCAAGAGGCUGAUAUUGGAGUAGGCAUCAGUGGAGUCGAAGGGAUGCGGGCUGUUAUGGCAAGUGAUUUUGCAAUAGCUCAAUUUCGUUUUUUGGAACGUUUACUGUUGGUUCAUGGUCAUUGGUGUUACAGGAGAAUAUCGAUGAUGAUCUGCUACUUUUUCUACAAGAACAUCACUUUCGGAUUUACUCUGUUUUGGUUCGAGGCAUACACUUCUUUCUCAGGUCAACCUGCUUAUAAUGACUGGUACAUGUCAUCCUACAACGUCUUCUUCACUUCACUUCCUGUAAUCGCUCUUGGUGUUUUUGAUCACGAUGUUUCAGCCAGACUUUGCAUGAAGUAUCCUUUAUUAUAUCAAGAGGGCGUUCAAAAUCUCCUCUUCAACUGGGUCCUUAUUCUUGGCUGGAUGUUUAAUGGACUUCUUAGUUCCAUAAUCAUAUACCUCUUAACAGCAAACUCAAUAACUGGUCAAGCAUUCCGCAAAGACGGUCAAGUUGCUGAUUAUUCGAUUCUAGGGGUGACAAUGUAUACUUGUGUAGUUUGGACCGUAAACUGCCAGAUGGCACUUUCGAUCAAUUACUUCACAUGGAUCCAGCAUCUGUUCAUAUGGGGAAGCAUUGCCCUUUGGUAUAUAUUCCUGGUGGUUUAUGGUUCGAUCCCAUCGACAUUAUCUACAACGGCAUACAAGGUUCUUGUUGAAGCUUGUGCUCCGAGCAUUCUGUAUUGGCUCACCACCCUUCUUGUUAUCUCUGCGCUACUACCUCUACUUUCCUAUAGGGCAUUUCAGAUUAGAUUUCGACCUAUGGAACAUGAUAGAAUACAAAUACAAAGACGAAGGUCAGAAAGCUUGGAACGUGAUGUAGCACAAAGCAGACUUUCAGAAAGCUCAGAGACCCGAAACUCUAGUGACUUGCCUGCAGAGGUUAGAAUCAGAAUAGAUAGUCUUAAGGCAAGUUCGAGGCGAAAGAACUCAUGAAACCAGUAUGUUGUUUGUGGAUAUGAGUAGGGCUAUCUUUUUUUCUUCUUUCUCUUGGCAUUUUAAGCAUAAGCGCCGCGCCACGAGAUGAGUGUGAACAUUGGAAUUGCUAAUGCUCGACACUGGUGUGUAGAUUAAGGAUGUAAAUGCGAGUCUUAUUAAUGCAUAGGUUUGCUUAAACUAUACGGACCUCACUCAUAUGUAAUUGGUUUUUUCUCAUAGGCUUUGUCCAACU
Hibiscus syriacus is the source of this 2081-nucleotide messenger RNA. RefSeq names its product probable phospholipid-transporting ATPase 8. Gene Ontology annotation, molecular function: magnesium ion binding; ATP hydrolysis activity; ATPase-coupled intramembrane lipid carrier activity. Gene Ontology annotation, biological process: phospholipid translocation. The transcript has 9 exons. Gene Ontology annotation, cellular component: plasma membrane. Bases 509 to 1846 code for a protein of 445 amino acids. NCBI's taxonomy places the organism in Eukaryota, Viridiplantae, Streptophyta, Magnoliopsida, Malvales, Malvaceae. The record is from RefSeq and is a predicted model, not a curated record.